Manihot esculenta (cassava) is the source of this 1875-nucleotide messenger RNA. Its product is annotated as glycerophosphodiester phosphodiesterase GDPDL6-like. NCBI's taxonomy places the organism in Eukaryota, Viridiplantae, Streptophyta, Magnoliopsida, Malpighiales, Euphorbiaceae. Gene Ontology annotation, molecular function: glycerophosphodiester phosphodiesterase activity. Gene Ontology annotation, biological process: lipid metabolic process. The record is from RefSeq and is a predicted model, not a curated record.
AUGACAAUGAAUAAUAUAAGGACAUAUGAAGAAAGUCUAUGUAUAAUUCGAAAAGAAAAUAAUAAAUUGUUACUUCGCCAUUGCAGGUUUUACAUGUAUAAAUUAGCAAAAGAACAAGCAACUACAGUGGAUCAUGAACUCACAGAAGCUAAGAAUUAUAUCUUCUACUCUCAACGCAAACUAGAUGUGGCAUCAUAUAUUCAAAAGGAGAGAGUAUUUAGGACAGUCAAUUACAUCUCAUCUCCCGAGAUUGGUUUCUUGAAGGCAAUGAAAGGAAAAACGAACACUCCCAAGACAAAGCUCAUCCUUGUUUUCCUAGACAAAGAUGCAAUUGAACCCACGACCAAACAAUCAUAUGGUUCAAUAUUGGCAAAUCUUGCCACAGUCAAGAAAUUCGCAUCUGGGAUUGCUGUACCAAAAGAUUACAUAUGGCCAGUAAACAAAGAGAACUACUUGGAGAGCUCCACUACUCUUGUCCUCAAUGCUCAUAAACUGGGUCUUGAAGUACAUGUCACUGGCUUUGCAAAUGACUUGGCUACAGUCUAUAAUUAUACUUAUGACCCCAUAUCUGAGUACUUGCAGUUUAUCAAUAAUCCACAGUUUUCUGUUGAUGGGGUGGUUACAGAUUUUCCUCCCACAGCAUCAUCAGCUCUUGCAUGCUUUGCACAUUACAGUGAUCUAAACUUCACUAAGCAGGGUAAACCGUUGAUCAUAUCUCACAAUGGAGCAAGUGGAGUUUAUUCUAACAGCACGGAUCUUGCUUGACAAGCAUUAAAUGAUGGGGCUGACAUAAUAGAUUGCUCAGUUCAAAUGACAAAGGAUGGGAUAGCAUUCUGUUUGGGUUCUGCAGAUCUUGCAGGAGAUACUACCGCAAAGACUACCUUCUCAUCCAAAUCUAGCACUAGCCCUGAAAUUCAACAGAAUGCUGGAAUCUUUUGUUUUGAUCUCACAUGGAGUGAAAUUCAGACAUUGAAACCUCAAUUAGGAAGCCCUUUUGCAAAGGGUGACAAAUAUCCAAGACACCCUGCAUACAAGAACACAGGUAAAUUUAUAACUCUGACUGAUUUUCUGGAUUUCGCCAAAGCCAAGGCAGCAUCUGGAGUUCUAAUCAACAUAGAGAAUGCUGCUUACCUAGCUUCAAAGAAGGGUCUUGACAUAGUGGGCACCAUUAGCACUGCCUUGAGCAAUGCCUCUUUUGAUAAGCAAUCACAUAAAAAGGUCCUAAUCCAAUCAGAUGACACUUCAGUGUUGUCCAAAUUUCACAAUGUGACUGCAUACCAAAGAGUAUUUUACCUUAGAAAGGAAAUAGGUGAUGCACCUGCGAAGUCUAUAGAAGAAAUCAAGAAGUUUGCUAAUGCAAUUAAUGUGCCCAAACAAUCCAUCGUUCCAAUACACCUAGGCCUUGCAAAAGCUGCAACAGUUGCAGACGAACUACAAAAGGCCAAUCUUAUAGUAUAUGUCUCAGUACUGAGGAACAAGUUUAUUUCUCUUGCAUAUGAUUUCCUCUCUGAUCCUACUUUGGAAAUUGCUACUUUCGCUUCCUUCAACAUUAGUGGAAUCAUCACAGAAUACCCAGCAACUGCAAACAGAUAUUUCAGAAAUCUAUGUUCAGAUCUCAACUGUGAUGUUGAAUGCGCCAUAUUACCUAUUCAACUACCAUAUCUAACUCAAUUCCUUCCUGAUAAUAGUCAACCACCAGUAGCUGCUCCUUCUCCAGCCCUAGAUGUUGCAGAUGUUGUUGACCCACCACUUCCACCAGUAGCCAACACCUCUGGUAGUCGUCCAAGCACUAGGCCAAAAUAUCCUUCGAUAGCUGGUUUGGGUUGUUCUUUGGUGGCAACUUGGCUGAUGGGCUUACUCCGUAUGGGAUAUUAG